AUGAGUGGAGGAGGUGCUGAUAAAAUCAAUAAUAAUAAUAAUAAUAGUAUUGAAGAUGAGAAGAAAAAUCAUACUACUUUACUUCGAGUUGAUCCAGAAUCUGAUUAUUUUGAUUGUUCGGCGGUGGGUUUUGGGCUUGGACUUGGCGGUAUUGCGGAUUCUUACCUUAGUCGCGUAAUUUUUAAAUCUUAAUUUUUUCAAACCAAUGAAAGCAUCUGCACCAGCUCUGAUUAUGGAAAUUCCUUGGGUUGUUUUGAAAAAAAUUAUACCUUGCAUGAUUUUUGAAAUUAAAAAAUUUCAAAUUUUUUCUUUCUCAUUCAAUCUCCUUAUUCAUUUUUUAUUAUUUUUGCAGAUGGAAGGUGGAUCGGGAUGGACAGAUUCACUCGAAAAAGAUUUCGACAAAGCAUUCGUGUCACUCGAUUUACUUUUAGGCGAAAUCGAUUCGGAUCAAGUUGAGAUAACUUAUGAGGGAAGACAGAAAAUGACGAGUUUGAGUGCGUGUUUUGCACAAAUGAUGCAUAAAUCACAGUGGAUGAUGCAUACGAUUACUAAACAGGAAAAGGUUCGGAACAUUUUUUGAGGGAAUUUUAUUCUGAGGUGGGACUAAAAUCGACGAAUUUUCAAAUAAAAAACCAGGGUUUGAAUUUCACAUCUGAAAAUUUCGUUUCAAUUUUCCAUUCAGCUCUAAUUAUUUCUAUGAAAUCAUUGAAUUCCAGGAAAUUCUGUCACUGCGAAACGAAAUGAUUGAAGCUCAAUCAGGUCGACAAAGUAUGGAAAAGGAAGUGGAACAAUUAAUGCUUCAAGUUCAUACAUUACAAUGUCAACUUCAUUCAAAAACAGCUCCACAUGAAUCAGAUAUGAUUAAGAAGAAAUUGGAAACUCAAUUAACACAAUUUCGAACGGAUUUGAUGCAGGGUUUAAGUACAGUUUGUGAAUUGGAAUUAUCAAGGAAAGAGAGUGAUAGGUUAGUUAGAAUAAGUUGGAAGAUUGAAGGAAUUACGUCCAAAAAAGUUCUCUGAGAUAAUAUAUUGAAACAAGAUUUUUGUUCAGACAGAAGAAAACAAUCCAAGCAUUGGAAACUGAAGUAUUCGGUGCUCGGCUGGCUGCAAAAUAUUUGGAUAAAGAACUCGCUGGACGAAUUCAACAAAUUCAAUUAUUAGGACGAAAUAUGCGAGGAGUUGAACAUGAUCGAUUAUGGAAUCAACUUGAAGCUGAAAUUCAUUUACAUCGACAUAAAACAGUGAUAAGAGCGUGUAGAGGAAGAGGAAGUACGAAAGGAUUAUCAGCUCCAUUGAGGCAUGAUUUCAAAAUGUUGAGAAAAAGGAAUGGAGUUGGAAAGAGUCGGAAGGUGACGCUGAUUAAACAUCCACAUGAAGGAUUGGGUAUUUCGAUUACGGUGAGUGCGGAAUGAGGAGAGAAGGUUAUGAUAAAGACAAACUAAAUUUGGUUUCCAGGGUGGUUCUGAACAUGCUCUUCCAAUAGUGAUAUCCGAAAUUCAACCAGGUCAACCAGCUGAUCGAUGUGGACAAGUUUUUGUUGGUGAUGCGAUUUUAUCCGUAAAUGGAUAUGAUCUAAGAACUGUGAAACAUCAAGAAGCUGUGGAUAUUUUAAGUGGACAACAAGGAGAUUUAGACUUGGAAUUGGUAUUUGUUUGUCCGGAUGAAGAUAGUGAUGAUGAUGGAACUGUUAUGAUUGAACAUAGUGAUGGAUCGAUGUAAGUUGGAUGGUUUUAUGGAUCUGGGUAACUUCUUUGACUAAUCUACGGUAACUUAACUUAGCCGGGCAGAGUUUGAUUUGAGAAAUUAUUAUUAUGAAAACAGACCUAGGCCCAUUAUAAACUGACCUUUCUUAAUUUUCCCUGCCUCCAAAAAUAAUCCGAAUAAUUUUCAGCUACAAUUUAUAUCAUACCGAAGAACCAUCCUCAAGCCGAUCUUCAACAGCAUCUCAAAAUACAUCCGAAGAAACUCGAUGUUCCUGA
This is a messenger RNA of Caenorhabditis angaria, 1978 nucleotides long. NCBI's taxonomy places the organism in Eukaryota, Metazoa, Nematoda, Chromadorea, Rhabditida, Rhabditidae. The record is from the annotation of a GenBank genome assembly.